GCACGAGGGCUCGUGGCAUCGCACAGGAGCUCGUGCAUGAAGAAGAAAUCAGAUUUUUUUAGGCCAUCUACCUUCAGUGAUCUCUCAGAUCGGAGAACCUUACAGGCUACCAGAGGGGCUCUUACAGGACACAACAUGUCCAGCACUACGCCACCCGGUGGCAACCCAGCGCACGAGACAUCGAAGACUAAACCCGCAGCCGAAGGACAUCCCCCUGCUCCCAAUGCUGACACGAACCAAAUAGAGCCGACGCGGGCACGGCACGCAUCACCUCCGAAGCGAAGAAAAGAGUCAAAAUCGAGUAAGAAGUCGAAGAAAUCUAGAACCACACACGAUGGGAAACCAGCCAGCGCUUUAUCGCCUUUGUCACCGAUCAGCGACGAGUUGCCAACGUUGUCACAAGACAGCAUUCCAACGCUCCGACACUCCGAUGAAGGCACGAUAGUUCUUAAGGAAGAUACUGUCUUUGCUCCGAUACACGAAGGUGGAAAAGCUCCCGUGGUGGUUCAUGUGGUGAGCAAGUCUCCAGAACACGGCGUCUCCCCCGCGGGGCAGCACAAACGCAUCUCUAAGAAUCUCGCCUCGUCUAGUGACUCGAAGGCGGAAGAACACGUCGAGAUAUUCAAGAAGGAAGCAGAGGUGGAGGAAGUGUCUGUGGGGCAGAGGAAAUCCCCUGGAAGUAGCCCCCAGAAGCAGCUGUCCGUCGAACGGAGGUCAUGGCCGAGUAUCAAGAGGAAGUCGUUUUUGCACGGCCUACGGGAAAGGAUAGUUGUCGUCAACAUAGCCUUCGUCCUCUUCGUCGUAUCCUGUACUCUAACCACUGUGCUAGUCCUCAUGUGGUUCCAGUGGGAUUUGGUCGAGGUACCUGUCGGGACCUACGGCACAGUACGCGGAUACAGGUUCGAUGUUGAAGGACGGACGAUGUACGCAUUUCUAGGCGUCCACUUCGCUCAAUCCACCUCGGGUGACAACAGAUUCAAGCUUCCCAUGCGUCUCGACAGCAUCCCGCACGUCGUUGAUGCAACGCUGCGAAAGCCAGCGUGCGUCCAAACGUCUGUCUAUGUUGGCAGCAAGAGCGUAAUUGAUUACCGUGAGACCGCCGAAGACUGCCUUCAUCUGAAUAUUUGGACACCGUGCUUGAUCUCGGAGCAACCCACCUGCCGGAAGACAGUGGUGAUCUUCUUGUUUGGAACGAAGUUUCAGAACGGCGACAACAACCGGUAUGACGGAAGGUACUUCUCUGCUCUGGGGGACGUCGUCCUUGUCGUGCCCAACUUCAGGUUAGGAGCCUUCGCUUUCGUGUCUUUUAAAGGGUUUCCUGAUACACCGGGCAACUUGGCACUUCAUGAUCAACAAAUAGCAUUGGAGUGGGUUUACAACUACAUCGAACACUUCGGAGGCCAGAGCAGCAACAUUGUUCUCAUGGGCAGUGGCUCAGGAGCUUGGUCUAUAGGAGCCCAGCUGUUGGGUGCGAACUCCCUCUGGCGGGCGCGCUUCUCCAGAAUAAUCUUCCAGGGCGAAGGGCCGCUCGGAAGACAAUAUCAAGGAAGCGUCAAAGACCUGUCUAGUGCCUUCAACUGUCCUCGGCGGCCCCCUCUGGCGGUGCUCGACUGCAUGAGAAAGACAUCUGCCAAGCUGAUAGUGGAGAGUACACGCGACGUCCAUAACCACUUCGGACCCACCAGAGACGUUGAUAUCUUAUCCAGUGAUAUCUAUACCCAAAUGAAUGACAACGUUAUUGAGCAGAACAAGGACAUCUUUCUGGGCUCAGUAUCGAACGAAGGAAGCGACAUGGCAGCCUACCUCACAGCUGCAACAGCACACAACACUGUGGAAGCGCUGACGGAGCUACUGGCCAACUUCGAAGUUGCAAACGUCAGCGCCCUGUGGAACGUGUACAGGAUGGAAGACAACGACACAGACAUCGCACACGCUCAGCAGCUGAUCAGCGACCUGCUCUACGUGUGUCCCCUCUUGGACUUUGCGGACUAUUUGGCAUCGAGGCAAAAUCGUGUUCACGCUUAUUUAUUUGACUAUAAGGCCUCCUUCUCUCCGUUUCGAGAUUCGCCCGGUGCCCCUCAGCAGCAUGACUUGGACUUUUUGUUCGGCGUCCCAUUGCGAAACACUGUGGCGUCCACGAAAGAAGAGGAGGAUCUGAGUCGAUUCAUGAUCAGUAUAUGGACUAACUUCGCAAAAACAGGGCAACUUCCAGAUGUGGAAAAGACGAGUUGGCCGUCUUACGGGCAGCAUCGUCGCCAGCAAGUGCGGAUAAGCCUCAACGAGAUGAACGUCAUAGAAAAUUACCACCGUACUCAAUGUUUAUUGAUUGAAGACUUCCUUAAAGAAUACGAUGGCCGUGCUGUGUCGUCUUAGGAUAAUUAUUUUGUUUGU
This is a messenger RNA of Ornithodoros turicata, 2391 nucleotides long. RefSeq names its product acetylcholinesterase-like. Gene Ontology annotation, molecular function: acetylcholinesterase activity. Gene Ontology annotation, cellular component: plasma membrane. Gene Ontology annotation, biological process: choline metabolic process; acetylcholine catabolic process. Bases 37 to 2373 code for a protein of 778 amino acids. The transcript is spliced from 6 exons. Lineage: Eukaryota; Metazoa; Arthropoda; Arachnida; Ixodida; Argasidae. The record is from RefSeq and is a predicted model, not a curated record.